Messenger RNA from Nylanderia fulva, 1489 nucleotides. NCBI's taxonomy places the organism in Eukaryota, Metazoa, Arthropoda, Insecta, Hymenoptera, Formicidae. The record is from RefSeq and is a predicted model, not a curated record.
CGCACUUUAUUCUUAUAUCUCUAUGUAUUUAGGGCCUGAGCAGAAUGGCUGACUUAUAACCUUAAAACACUGUUUUAUGCCCUAAGUCUUUGUCUUAGGUAACGCACAAUACUGUGUUAAUGUUUCCUGUCUUGUGUAGUAUACGCGACGUUUUAAGGAAUAAACGUAAAACGUAUAUUAAAAUGAUGUAUAGAAAUAAGCAAUUUUUAUUGCUUGUUUUACAAUGGAUGCUUUUGUAUAAAUUAUUAAAACGAAAAAAAAAACAAAUUAGAUGGUAUAAAAGAAGAUGGUACGUGCGACCAAUAAACCAACUGAGAUACAAAUACGGAGAUUAUGAGACACUUUACCAAGAAUUAAAAAAUGAUACAUAUUUAUUUUUUUGUUAUACGAGAAUGAAUUUAUGUUUAUUUAACAAAUUACUUCAAUUAACUGAACCUCAUUUAACAAAAAAUAGCUAUCGAGCAUUUCCUGCAGAACAGAGAUUGAUAAUAGUAUUAAGAUAUCUUGCCACUGGAGAUCUUCCUUUGUCUAUCGCUCUAUCAUUUCGAAUUGGUGAAUCAACAAUGCGUAUGUUAAUUAAAGAAGUAUGUCAGAUAUUAAUAAAUGUAUUACAACCACUGUAUCUAUCACAACCAAAUGAAGAAGAAUGGAAGUCGUAUGCUGAAGGAUUUUGGAAGAGGUGGAAUGUGCCAAAUUGCAUAGGGGCAGUAGACGGAAAACACAUUACCUUGCAAUGUCCCCCUAAUUCGGGAAGUCUUUUUUAUAAUUACAAAAAAUAUUAUAGUAUUGUUUUGAUGGCAGUGGCAAACCACGUAUAUAGAUUUACGUUAGUUGAUGUUGGUGCAUACGGUGGUAACAGCGAUGGCGGAAUUUUUAACGAUUCAUUAAUUGGGGAAAAUUUAAAAAAUGAAAACUUAAAUCUACCAAAGGAAACAUUCAAAUUACCUGGAAGUCAAAUCUGUACACCAACUUUUUUAUUGGCAGACGAUGCUUUUGCAUUAAAUACGAGAAUUAUGAAGCCAUAUACCGGAAGAAAUUUAAAUGAAGAACAAAAAAUAUGCAAUUAUAGAUUUUCUCGAGCUAGGCGAACAGUCGAAAGCGCCUUUGGAAUAUUUUCUAAUAGAUGGAGAAUAUUUCGACAAUCCAUUUGUAUGCUGCCAAAAACAGCCGAUUUGAUAACAACAGCAUCGCUCUGCUUACAUAAUUUUGUAAUGGUUGAAGAAGAACGCUGUAAACUAAAGUUAUACAGCACAACUGAAUUUCUUGAAAACGAUAGAAAUAAUCAGGAUAUGCAGUGGUUGUCUUUUUCGGAAAACCUAUGUUAUAAUGAACCCGUAUCUUCUGCUUCGAAACAAAGAGACACAUUGUGUAAAUAUUUCAUAUCACCUGAAGGAGAAGUACCGUGGCAAUACGAUUACGUGCGAAGAGGUACAUAUGGUGAAAAUAUUUAAUAAUAUAAAAAUAAUGGUUUCUAUACACAUACAUUUAA